AAUGCGAUGUACAUCUUUUGUCCAUAUUCUGUUUUUUUGCCAGAGAUCUUAAAGAAACUUAAUUAUAAAGUGGAGGCAAUAAUAAUGAAUAUUUGUUAAUGUCGUUUUCAUUCCAUCUGGAAAGCACGCCUGCAAUGUAAACUUUUCGGGAAAAACAUAUCAUUUUACUGGAUUCCAUAAGGUUUUACUUGUGCCAGUGCUAUGGAUCGUUUAUUACGGUUAGGUGGGGGUAUGCCAGGUCUGAGCCAGGCACCUCCGCCUUCAGACGCACCUGUAGUUGACACAGCAGAACAAGUUUACAUUUCUUCAUUGGCGUUAUUAAAAAUGUUGAAACACGGUCGCGCUGGAGUGCCGAUGGAAGUCAUGGGUCUAAUGCUUGGAGAAUUUGUUGAUGACUAUACAGUUCGUGUGAUUGAUGUGUUUGCAAUGCCACAAACGGGAACGGGUGUAAGUGUCGAGGCCGUGGAUCCUGUAUUUCAGGCUAAGAUGCUUGAUAUGCUAAAGCAAACUGGACGACCAGAAAUGGUUGUUGGCUGGUACCAUUCUCACCCAGGUUUUGGUUGCUGGUUAUCUGGUGUAGACAUAAAUACACAACAGAGUUUUGAGGCACUUUCAGAGCGUGCAGUGGCGGUUGUGGUGGACCCUAUUCAGAGUGUUAAAGGUAAAGUUGUGAUUGAUGCAUUUCGACUUAUCAAUCCUAAUAUGAUGGUCCUGGGACAAGAACCUCGCCAGACAACAUCAAAUCUUGGUCAUCUCCAGAAGCCUUCGGUACAGGCUCUCAUACAUGGACUGAAUAGGCACUAUUACUCUAUCAGCAUUAAUUAUCGCAAGAAUGAAUUGGAGCAAAAGAUGCUUUUGAACCUGCAUAAAAAAUCUUGGAUGGAUGGCCUUAUGCUAGCUGACUACUCUGAGCACUGCAAGCUCAAUGAAUCAACAGUGCAGGAUAUGUUGGACUUGGCACGUAACUACAACAAGGCAUUAGAAGAUGAAGAGAAAAUGACGCCUGAACAGUUGGCAAUUAAGAAUGUGGGAAAGCAAGAUCCAAAACGACAUUUGGAAGAAAAAGUGGACAUUUUAAUGACAACUAAUAUUGUGCAAUGUCUAGGAGCCAUGCUUGAUACUGUUGUGUUUAAGUGAACAGUGCUAUUCUAAACUGCAAUUCCACCAUCAGAUUGCAGUAUAAGAUGAUGAACAAAUAAGUGAAUAUAAUUUAUUAAUAUGUGAUUAAAGAGUUUUGUCCUUUGAUAAUGCACUAUGGAAAACAGUGGACUUACAAACUGAUGGCUCUGCUUUCACCUUAUGCAAAUGUUCUAAUUUGCAUAGUUAAAAGAAAUUGUGUAACACGUGUCCAGCAAUGGCAGAUAAUAAACGAAAGCGUGUUGUUUUUAAUAA
This is a messenger RNA of Schistocerca cancellata (South American locust), 1392 nucleotides long. RefSeq names its product 26S proteasome non-ATPase regulatory subunit 14 (gene Rpn11). The transcript has 6 exons. Lineage: Eukaryota; Metazoa; Arthropoda; Insecta; Orthoptera; Acrididae. Gene Ontology annotation, cellular component: proteasome regulatory particle, lid subcomplex. Gene Ontology annotation, molecular function: proteasome binding; protein binding; metallopeptidase activity. Bases 202 to 1137 code for a protein of 311 amino acids. Gene Ontology annotation, biological process: proteasome-mediated ubiquitin-dependent protein catabolic process; protein deubiquitination. The record is from RefSeq and is a predicted model, not a curated record.